CCCUGCAGCUGGUGGUAGGCGGGAAGUGCCAGCAGCAGGUCGGCGAUUUGGGACGAUAGGCCCGGGCUGGCGGGCGCCUGGCCCAGAGCCCGAAGCUGCAUCUCGAUAGUAGCAUCCAGGCGCUGGGCGGCUAGUCCGACGGAUCGUGCCAGGAGUAGCGGCUCGGGUGUCUCCUGAAGGCCGUUUCGCAGGACCGCGCCUCCGGAAGAGUGCCCCAACAGGUCGCUGCACAGCUGAGGCAAGUGGCUGGGGGAUGGAGCGCCGGGACUCAGGAUCCUCAGGAGGCGCACGGUCGCCUGUAGGUGGCGGGCGCAGUCCUGUGCGUGGAGGAGCUCCUGCCGCUCGUGGUGCAGCCGAAGCAACACCGCCCGGAGACGCUGCAGCGCUGGAGGGGUCGGGCCGCCAGCUGCCGGCUCCCGCCCCCAGUCCACAGCGCCAGCCUCACGGUGCUCUCCUGCGUCCGCCGGCACCGCACACCACGGCUGCCCUCUCGGAGCUCCGCCGGGCCGUGGGUCCAGGCAGGGGAUGCUUCGGGCAACCGGCAGCCGCAGCCAGCCACGAACGUCCCGGCGGAGAGCGCCUGCCCGCUUUCUCUGCCACUGCUCCUCCUCAGCGCCCCCGGCCUGCGCCCGUAACGGCGGCACGGUAGCCAGCGGAGGCAGAAGGCCACCAGAGCGAGACGCUUGGGCCAUGGGACAGCUUGUCCGGAACGAAGCUAACGAUUCCCACCUCCCCGUACUGCCCAACGCCUGCCGUAGCCGGGGCUCCGCCCCAUCCCCGGAGCCGUCGUCUCCGGCCCGGGAGCCGCCGGGACCGUCAUGCACUCUCUCGCGCUCCGUAAGCGGAGGCUUCUGCCCCCAACAAAGAUGGCUGCCUACUCUGUCCUACUCUGCCCUUCGGCCGGUGUCGAAUGCCACUUUCACUUUCGGGUCACUGUUGACGGCGAUGGCACCGAUUCCGAAGAUUGUGGGGCUGGUCAAGCUAGACUCCCUCCGGACCAUUUCUGUUAUGAGGGGGAAACUACUGGACAGAAUGACAAGGCCAAGGAGGCUGAGAGACUGGGCACCUCCUGUGGUCUCCAAAAGUCCUUCCUAUACCCUCCACGAGGGUCUAAGCCCUGCCCUCAAAGCCCUUCUGCCUCAGCAUCCUGCCUCAGUGACUCAGACAACCUGCUUCAGGUGGCCAUGCCCCAGAGGCUCCUGCUGACUGAAGAGGAAGCCAACCGCCUGGCUGAGGAGCUGGUGUCCGAGCAGGAGCGCAUGAAACGGAAAGCAGAGAAGAAACGACUCAAAAAGAAGGGAGCUGGAGGGCAGAAGGAGCAGGUACCAAGAGCACCAGAUGGGGAUGAGAGCCCCCCGUCCAGCUCUGGGAACCCAGCUCAGGGACAGUGUUGCGAGGAAGGGGACUCACUGGAUCUAUCUAGUACCUUUGUGUCUCUGGCUUUGUGCAAGGUUGUGGAUUGGCCCCCCAGUGCCUGCAGAGAAAAGGGACUGAGUCAGGAGCCCCAAGGCAGGAGCUUGGGUCCCCAAGAGAAGAUGAGUUAGGAGGAAGGAAGCACUCCAAAAGAAGAGAGCUCCAGGCAGAGUCAUAAGGCAUCUCUAGAACUGCUGGCAGCUGCCUUACAACAGAGCCAGGAGUGAGCAGAGUUUGGUACCAGCUUUGCCCAAAAUGGUUUCCACUACAAGGCCGUGGUCCUCUUCACCCAGGCCUCGAAGCUCAACCCCUGGGACCACCGGUUAUUUGGAAAUCACUCAUUCUGCCAUGAACGGCCGGGUCAGCCGGUGUGGGCCCUGGCUGAUGCCCAGGUAGCCCUUACUUUGUAGCCUGGCUGGCCCUGGGGCCUCUUUCACCUGGGCAAAGGCUUGAUGGGACUGCAGCGUUUCGAAGAGGCAGCUGCUGUGUUCCAGGAGACUCUGAGAGGCGGAUCCUAGCCUGACGCAGUCUGGGAGCUCCACUCCUGCCUUCUACAACUCGCUCUGCAGGACCAGCGAGGAGGAAGCCCUGGGCCGCCUUUGUCAACUGGAUUCCCCUAUGCAUUUCCCCAUGUUGAGCUGGGGCCUUCAGGUCUCCUUUCCCUCAGUUGCCCUGGAAGCACUGCUCCGAGGGCCCCUGGCCUUCUGUCUCCACCCUUGCAUUAUCCCCCACAUCACCUGAGCCCCUCCAGCUGGUCCCUCCCCCAUACUCAGAGCAGAAGACCCUGUCCUCUCCAUUUCCAGGACUCCUCAAAGGGCUGGGGCAUCCUGGGACUUGGGCCCCAGCACCUACCUCACACCAGAUGAAGGAGGACCUGUCCCUAAUAAGGCAAGGCCAUGUGUGCAUCCCACAGGGAUGAAGGACACUGUGUGGUAGCAGUUCACUGCACAUUUUGAGACCUGUACUCUAAUACCACGGUUGGGAACAUCCCUGGCAGUCAUGCCUCUUGCCACAGAGACCUUAUGAUGAGAGAAAGGAGCCCUACAUCCACUGAAAUAGGCUUUCUUUGGUUCUUAAGCAGAUGGCUUCUUCUGGGAGCAGUAAGGAAAAAUAAAAUCUCCCAAGGCUCAAGAAGGGAUCUGUACAAAAGUUCAGGUUUUCAGACUAUAACAGACCUGGCAGUGGGGGCAUUUGAGGCUUGCCCUGCUUCUUGGCCCUGGGGGACUCACUCACCGGCCAGAUCUCUGCUCAGGAUGGGGUCACAGUAAUGAAUAAGGCCCAAGUCUUGCCCUUCAGAUUGACAGAUGCUCACUUCUUCCUAAUCCCAGUUCUUGCCCGGUUUUCUCAAGCCUGAGCUCCUCAUGCCCUGUUUCCUGUCCACACUUCCAUGCAUAUUCUGACCUCUCCUUUGCCCAGUGGUCUGAUGCUCACCUCCUCCCACUGCUAGAAGAUUCACCAAGGGUUUGUAUUUACCAGCUUACCAGCUUCUGCCUGGAGCUGGCAGAGCCCAUACAUCUCCACGUACCUGUACUGCUGGCUCCCCCACUGGUGGGGCCUUAGCAGGAACCCAGGCUUCUGCUACUUUGGUCAUGGUCUUUCUCCACUCCAGCACUGGGCAUUGUAACCAGCCUUUGCCCCAUGUGAAUUUACAUACUUUUUUCCACCCAGGGUCACUGCCCCUAAAGAAGGCUAAAAUCCUCUACUUUCUGUAUAAGAAUCAUGACCUCCUUCUGGUUUCUCCUCUAAGAUCCUAGCAGCUGCUCCUGGCUGGUUCCUCCCUAGCUCUGCCUGGGACUCUCAGCUCAUUUAAAUAUGGAUCUGCAGGGGACUUUUAGGCCUCCAGAAUGCCUUUCCUAGAGGAACCAUUUAUCAGGAUGAAUGACUCUUGCUGCCCUAUGGGUCUUAUUCAACACCAUUUGCACCUAGAGAUAGGAGAUGCUGAAGCACCUCUUUAUUUAAGGCUGUCCCAAAUUCUUUUAUUGUUUAUGGUUUCAGGACGCUUAAAUACUGUAUGACAGAUUGAAGUCUGCCAUUACCAGUUGGGUCACCUUCGGCAGAUUUCUUAACACCUGUGCUUCAGUUUCCUCAUCUGUAAAAUGUGGGCAAUCCCUACCUCACAGGUCUGUUGUGAGGGCUGAAAGAGAAAGUGUGAGAACCUACCUACCGAAAGCCUGGUACAUAAUGGGUGUUAAAUAAACUGAUUUUU
Molecule: messenger RNA, 3619 nt
Organism: Globicephala melas (long-finned pilot whale)
Lineage: Eukaryota; Metazoa; Chordata; Mammalia; Artiodactyla; Delphinidae
Gene: TTC31
Product: tetratricopeptide repeat domain 31
Molecular function (GO): protein binding
Source: RefSeq, a predicted model, not a curated record